AGUGACUUCUCGCUGCACUUGUGGAUCAGCUGUGUAAUAUUUACUAUUGAUAUGUUUGUUUUUCUCGUUUUCCCUAGUACGUGAUAUACAUUUAUUUUAUCAUUUUAAUUAUGUUGGGGUUCAAACAUGCAUCGUGCAAGCUUUUACACUCGUCACGUUCUUCCUGUUUUUCUCGUUUGUUGAGCACAUUCCAUAUGCGUGAUGGCAUUGGGCACAUUUCGCUGGAUAACGAAAAAACUCGCAAUUCCCUCUCGAUGGAGAUGAUGGACAGUAUACAGAAAAAUAUCGUGACGAAUCAAGACAAUCUCGAAGUACGAUGCUUUGUACUUUCCGCAAAAGGUCGCGUAUUUUCGGCCGGUCACAAUCUUAAAGAGUUGACUGCUGAUAGAGGUCAUGGUUAUCAUAAGCAGGUAUUUUCCAAAUGUUCUGAGCUAAUCGGGGUUAUUCAGAAAUCGCCCGUACCCGUUAUCGCCAAGGUGGACGGAUUGGCUGCGGCCGCUGGCUGCCAGCUGAUUGCUUCGUGCGAUUUGGUAAUUUGUAGUGACAGAAGUUCAUUCUCCACACCUGGUGCUAGUUUUGGAAUUUUCUGCUCUACACCUGGUGUUGCAGUGGUUCGUGCCGUUCCUCGUAUGAAAGCAUCUUAUAUGCUUUUCACUGGUCUUCCGAUCGACGCACGAGAGGCUUUGAGCGCGGGACUUGUCAGUAAAGUUGUAUCAUGGAAUGAGUUGGAUGGAGAAACUGAAAUCAUUUGCAACGCAAUCAAGUCCAAAAGUCGUUCCGUAAUUGCAUUAGGCAAGAAAUUCCUAUAUGAGCAAAUAGCAUUGGAUGUUGAUACCGCUUAUCGUAAGGCAGAAUAUUUGAUGGCUGAAAAUCUAGCAACUCCUGAUGGACAGGAAGGUAUCAGAAGCUUUGUUGAAAAACGAAAGCCUUUAUGGAAGCAUAAUUAAUUGACAACAUGGGCAGAUGUUGACAUUGCAUUUAUUGUUUAUUGUUAUACUUAGUUUUCAUGUAAAUACUCAAAUAUAAUUAUUCUAAAAAAUGGAAUAUAUAUGAGUUCAUUUUAUUUUAGUUAUUAAAAUUAGUGUCAACAUUCUUAUAAUGAGACGGAUACGCUUUUCAUGUUCUUUCAGUGAAUGAAGUUUCCCACUUCACUAAUUCAAAAGAUGAGCCAUGGUUGGGAGAAAGUUCGAGAAAUGGGCUAUGAUUGAAAGUAAGACUAAAACAAUAGUCUAACAAUAAGUACAAGUCCGGGAAUGUAUAUUCGAUUCUUUGAAAAAUAAAAAAGAAAUAGUGUGCAUAAUUUCCAUCUAACAA
Messenger RNA from Toxorhynchites rutilus septentrionalis, 1314 nucleotides. RefSeq names its product enoyl-CoA hydratase domain-containing protein 3, mitochondrial. The record is from RefSeq and is a predicted model, not a curated record. Lineage: Eukaryota; Metazoa; Arthropoda; Insecta; Diptera; Culicidae. Bases 111 to 947 code for a protein of 278 amino acids. The transcript has 2 exons. Gene Ontology annotation, molecular function: hydro-lyase activity. Gene Ontology annotation, cellular component: mitochondrion.